CUUUUUUGGUGGACAGCACGAAGAAGAGCUCGGGGGGAUGCCAUGAAGAAGACCAGCGAGAAGUGUCUCCUGGACCGCAUCCGGAGCUUCCAGAAGAGUGACAAAUCCAACAAGCGAUGCGCAGAUUGCACGGAGGUGGGGCCGACCUACGUGUGCCUGUCCUUUGGGACCUUUGUCUGCACCACCUGCGGCGGCUUGCAUCGGGAAUUCAGCCACAAGGUCAAGGGCAUCUCGGUGUCCAAGUGGACGCUGGAAGAGGUCGAGGACAUUGAGCGCGGCGGGAACGCGAAAGCUGCAGAGAAGUUCUUAGCGCGCUGGGACCAUCGAGAUUUCCCCGAGCCGGACAGCGCAGACCAGCAAAAGUGCCGCGAAUUCAUCAAGAUGAAGUACAUCGAGAAGCGGUGGGUUGAACGGACUGGAGAUCGUGAUGACAAAGAUCGCGACCGCAACCGCGACCGCGACCGUGUCAACGAUCGGGACCGUGAUCGUGGAUUUGAUGGAGGCCGUGAUCGGGAAGAACGGGAACGCAAGGACCGUGACGACCGAGAUCGGGAUAGACGACACGACGACGUUGAUGGGAGAGACAAGGAUCGCGAUCGAAAUCGAGGAUUUGCGCCUGACCGAGAUGCUGACAGAGAUCGUGAUAGAGAUCGACAUGGCGAUCGACUAGACCGAGACCGCUACAGUGACCGAGACAGAGAUCGCGGGGAAAGGGAUAAGCACAGAGAGCGCGAUGAUGACCGCAGGGACCGACGUUGGGAUGACGAUGAUCGCAAGGAUCGUGAUCGUCACGGAGAUGGCCGCGAUCGAUAUGAUGACCGCGACCGACGCGACGAUCGCCGAGAUGAUCGCCGUGAUGAUCGCCGUGACGAUCGCCGAGAUGAUCGCCGAGAUGAUCGCCGAGACGAUCGUAGGGAUGACCGUCGAGAUGAUCGCCGAGAGAAAGAUCGAUACUCCGACCGUGACUUUGAUGACCGUGAUCGUGAUCGCGACCACCGAGACCGCGAGCAUCGCGAUCGUGACCACCGCGACCGGGAUGAUGAUCGCAAAAGGCCUGCAGACAACUUUUUCCCCGACGGCGGAGCCGGAGCGGGAGGCGGAGGCGGAGGCCCAGGCCGUCCGGUCAGCGCCGACUGGGGAGACUUCGAAGGCGCAGGCGCCGCCGCCCCUGUGAUGGCUGCAGCACCGGCAGCACCGAUGCCGGCAGCUCCGAUGCCGGCGGCGGCGCCACCGUCGGGCCUGCUGGACCUAGAUCUGGACUUCACGGCGGCGCCGGCGCCGGCCCCGGCUGCUGCUGCUGCUGCUGCUGCUGCCCCUGCCGCGCAUCCGGAGAGUGCGGGGGCCCCGCCAACGGGUGCGCGGUUUUCCGCCUUCGAUGACCUCUGCGAGCCACCGGCCCAUCCUGGACAGGUUCAGCAAAUGCCUAUGAACCCGCAGAUGCCACAGAUGCAGCAGAUGCCGCAGCAGAUGCCGCAGCAAGGGAUGCCUGGCAUGGGUCAGGGCAUGAUCCCCAUGCUGAGCCCGCAGCAGCUGCAGCAGAUGAGCCCCGAGCAGCUGAUGCAAAUGCAGAUGAUGCUGCAGAGUCAGAUGCAGAUGAUUAUGCAGAUCCUGCAGAGCAAGCAGGCGGCCCCGGGCGUCGUGGGCGUGCCUGGCGCCCCGGGCGUCCCGGGCGCACCGGGCGUUCCGGGAGCCCCGGGGGCGCCCCCGGAGGGUCCGGGGCAAUUCAACGAUCUGGUGAGCGCCUUCCAGCAGAAGAACGCCGGCGCGCCGAACCACGGCCCUCAGGCGGGCUGCGCAGGAGGCGGCUACCCGCCAGCGCAGGCCCCUGCGGAGUCUGGGAACCCAUUCGACAUCUUCUAGCGGCCGCCUCUGAGCGGCUUUUUGCGCUUCAAAGAAGACCCGGCCGGCUGGCAGCUGGCUCGGUGGAAAAUGCGUCUCACCUGGGGCUAAGCGGCCGGAUGUGUUUGGACCGAGAAGUGUUUG
This is a messenger RNA of Effrenium voratum, 1983 nucleotides long. The record is from the annotation of a GenBank genome assembly. NCBI's taxonomy places the organism in Eukaryota, Dinophyceae, Suessiales, Symbiodiniaceae.